GUGACACCCCUCCACACAGACUAAAUUGGCACUGAUUCACAUUUUUGGAUUAUUUUGAAAUACAGACAGAGAGGGAUGUCCUGCAUGUGACCAAGCCUCUGGUGAUAGUAAAAUAUCUCAUGGAGAACUCUCAGAGUAAACCUGUGGAGGAUGGGGUGGAUGGCAUUGAGCUGUACUCCAAGAAUCUUCGAUCUCCGUACCGCCCCGGCACUGCUGAUGGCAAGAAGAAAAAAAAGAUCACAAGUAAAUUUCUGGAUGGUGAGAAGCUUGAUGUACUGAAUUCUUGGGUGUCACAAAAUAUUAAGAAAAAAGAAUGCGUGUGCUUCAUCCCACAUUCACCAAGCUCUCAGGAUGGAAGGGCGAUCUGCUGCUGUGGAAACACGAAGGAUCAGCAUUAUUUUGGGCCAAGAGCACAUGGGGCUUCACCUGGGACAGUCUGGGAUCCCCAGAUACAUGUCAGAGAAUAUCCAAGUGAUUCCCAUGGGGACAUGACUUUCACAGAAAGCACCAGGAUGUGGGCCAAAUAUGUUCGAGCCUCAUGUGACACCAAUCCAAGGGUUCUGUUUGACCUGAUGACACAGCAGUGGGGCCUUAGUGUUCCCAGCCUUCUGAUAUCAGUAACUGGAGGCGCAAAAAACUUCAGCAUUAAUCCUCGACUGAAAAACCAGUUCAGUGGCGGACUUGUAACAGCAGCACAAACCACAGGUGCCUGGAUAAUCACUGGAGGUUCUCAUGCCGGAGUAAUGAAACACGUUGGAGAAGCAGUCCGUGAUUUCAGUGAUUCAGAAAUUGUUUUGAUAGGAAUAGCAACCUGGGGCAUUGUUCAUAACAGGAAAGCACUGCUCAGUGCGGCGGGAGGGGCCCCUGCUCUCUACCCAAUGGACGAGGGCUCACAGGGGGAGCUAUGCUGCCUAGACAACAACCACACUCAUUUUAUCCUGGUGGAUGAUGGGACACAUGGAAGAUACGGAGUGGAGAUCCCACUUAGAACCAAGCUGGAAAAAUUCAUUUCAGAACAAACUGUGGAGAAAGGAGGCACGGCCAUUAAGAUCCCCAUUGUCUGCGUGGUGUUGGAGGGGGGUCCAGGGACGCUUGACACAAUCUACAACUCUAUGUGUAAUAACACUCCUUGCGUCAUUGUGGAAGGAUCAGGUCGUGUUGCUGACAUCAUUGCACAGGUCGCUGACCUCAGUCCUUCCAGGAUAACCAUCUCCUUAGUUAAGGAGAAGCUGCAGAACCUAUUUAUGGACACAUAUAGCAACUUCACAGAGCAGCAAAUUAUCACGUGGACAAAGAAAAUUCAGGAUAUUGUACGCAUGGGAUCAUUGCUCACCAUCCUCCGAGAAGAGAAUGCAGGAGGGCAAGGAAUGGAUGUGGCUAUCCUCCAAGCAUUGCUGAAAGCCUCACACAGUACUGAUCAUCGAGGUCAAGACAAUUGGGAUUAUCAGUUAAAGCUGGCUGUGUCUUGGAAUCGUCCGGAUAUUGCAGAAACUCAAAUAUUCACUGAUGACUGGCGAUGGAAGCCUUCGGACCUGUACCCAUCUCUUAUGGUUUCUCUUAUUGAAGACAAGCCAUCCUUUGUGCGGCUGUUUCUGGAUCGUGGUGUAACUCUGACGGACUUUGUGACCUCUGAAAGACUGACCCAUUUAUAUAAUAACACAGACCAGCACAGUCUUAUUCACAGCAAGCUGGAGAGAGAGGCAUCUCUAGAUCCAUCUCACCACUCGAAACAAUCACACAUUCAGCUACGGCAUGUAUCUCGCAUCCUGCAAGAACUCCUAGGGGAUUAUACAGAGCCACUCUACCCAGAAAUUAAGUCACGUCACAUGCGAAGUCUAGCACAUGUCAACAUUAAGAUUCAUUCCAAGGUCAGCUCACGGAAUGACUCAUCGGAUCCAGUAUUCCACCAUCUGAUGUAUCCUGUUCGAGAUUUAUUCAUCUGGUGUAUCGUCCAGAAUCGAGCAGAGCUGGCUGACAUUAUCUGGAGUCUGGUUCAGGACUGUGCAGUAGGAGCUCUGGCUUGCUGUAAAAUCCUCAAAUCACUGUCUAAGGAAGAAGAUGACACCGCGACCAAGGAGGAUAUGAUCAAUCUAGCAAAUCUGUAUGAGGAGAGAGCAGCAGGGGUUUUUUCAGAGUGUUAUCGAAAUGAUGAAAGACGAGCUGAACUUCUCCUCGUUCGUGUUUCCCCCACAUGGGGACAAUUUACCUCCUUAGAACUCGCCGAUGAAUCCCAAGGUCAAGUCUUCAUGUCUCAAGGAGGCAUCCAGGCAUUCCUCACAAAGACGUGGUGGGGGAAGCUGUCUGUGGAUAACGGGUUUCUACAGAUUAUCAUGUGUAUGCUGCUCUUCCCACUCAUAUACAGUGGCCUCAUCACCUACAGAAUGGAAGAAAGGAGUCAACACUCAUUGUUUAAAGAUAACAUUAAUGAACCCAAUCGACAAAUGAAACACAACUUUAAACUUGAGUACCCAACACAUAGACCAACUAAAAAACCCCGGGGAAUAAGACUCCGUCCGUACAGCUGCAUGUGGAAGCUCCUGGCCUUCUUCAAUGCUCCGAUUGUGAAGUUUUAUUAUAACGUUGUGUCCUAUAUUGGCUUCCUGUGGCUCUUUGCCUAUGUCAUUAUGAUAGAUUUCCAAACAUACCCGUCAUGGAGAGAGUAUCUCUUGUACGUCUGGGUUUUCUCCUUGCUAAGUGAAGAAAUUCGUCAGUUACUCUAUGAUCCAGAUCGUCGUGGAUUUGUAACAAAGUCUAUUCAAUACAUCUCAAAAUUUUGGAACCAGGCUGACAUAUUAGCCCUUGCCCUGUUUGCUGUUGGCCUUAUCUGCAGACUGGUUCACACGGACACGGUAUAUAUAGGUCGUGUUUUCUUGGCUGUGGACUUUAUGAUCUUCACUCUUGGAAUCAUGCAUAUCUUCAGUGUCAGCAAAGUUCUAGGACCCAAGAUUAUCAUCCUCCGUCGGAUGAUAAAGGAUGUCUUCUUCUUCCUCUUCCUUUUGGCCAUUUGGAUAAUUUCAUACGGAGUUGCAAAACAGUCCAUUCUUGUUAUCAAUGAAACACGAUUAGAUUGGAUCUUCAGGAAUGUAAUCUAUGGACCUUAUCUCGCUCUGUUUGGACAGAUACCUUCUGAUGUGGAUGGUUUAAACUUCGAUCCAUCAAAAUGCUCGGAGAAUGGCACGCUGCCCAGCUUACCCAAAUGUGUCUACAAUGAUGGAAAUGGAACUGCCAUAUUUCCUGAAUGGCUGACCAUAAUCCUGACGUGUCUUUAUAUUCUGUUUGCAAACAUCCUUCUUCUCAAUCUGCUGAUUGCAAUGUUCAGUUACACAUUUGGAGAUGUGGAGAGUCGUGCUGACCAGAUCUGGAAAUUCUAUCGCUUUGGACUUAUUAGGGAAUAUAACGAGCGUCCUACUGCCCCGCCACCAUUGAUCCUCUUUAGUCAUGUCUACCUUCUUUAUAAAAAUGUUUGCUGCACAAAUGCCAUGAAGAAUCACAAGUCACUCAGAAAGGUGAUGGAAGAUGAUGCAGAGUCUUCGCUUCUCUCCUGGGAAUCGUACAUGAGAGAUAAUUACGAGCAGAGCUGCCAGCUGACAGACAAACAACGCCAAGAAAAUCUAGUGAAGGAUACGUCGGAAAGUAUGUCUGCUGUGCUGAGUCUGUUAAAGAUUGAGAAAGGAAGAGAAGGGCUCCAACUGGAAGGACGUCUGUCAGCAAUGGAGGAGCAGAUAGAACAAGUCUCCCAAUACAUGAAAUGGAUUAUUUCAGCCCUAAGUGAGAAAGGUUUCAGUGGCAAAACUCGAAUCCUUGUGCACAGCGGUUCUCUAGACAAUGAUGGGAAAGCUACUAGUGAAUUUGAGUCACUGGGAGAGAAGACUUCUCUAUAUCAUGUGAAUUCCAGGAUUUUGGCAUAUCCGCUCUCUAAAAUAACACGUUACCCAGUGCCUGAUGAACUGGUGCCAUGGGAGGUGGCGUUUCCAAACUAUGACCCUCCGAUGUACAAUGCAGACAGAAUGGAUCGGGGAUUAUAUGACCCUAAAUUUGAGAUGACUGAGAGAAGUCGAAAAUACAAUGCUUUGGAUGGUAAAUUUGAUUUCCGCAGUUCAUGUGGAACGUAUACUGUGAAAGACGGACUACCACUGAACCCAAUGGGCCGGACAGGUUUGAAAGGUGUUGGAAGUCUUCGCUGGUUUGGCCCAAAUCAUUCAGUACACUUAGUGCUGACUCGCUGGAGCGUUACUGGGCUUUUCCAGAAGAAGACAUCCAAGAGGACCCUGGAGGUGUUAGUUGUGAAGCACAAUGUUAAUGAGCUGUGGGCACUGCCUGGGGGCACUCUCGAUUCCGGGGAAAAGAUCCCAUCAAUGCUACAAUCCCUUCUGAAAGCUGAAUAUUUGGCCGAAUUCAUAGCACUUUUCGGGCGAGGGACCAGGGUUUUUCAUGGAUACCUUGAUGAUCCAAGGAACACGGAUAAUUCCUGGAUUGAGACUAAUGCUGUCAAUAUUCACCUGGAAAAUGUAAAGGAUAUGGAACGACUUCUGCAGAAUUUUCAAGAACCCAAUGAUGAAUUAUCACUUCGCUGGCAGCUCCUAGACCGUAAAAUCCCACUUUAUGCCAAUGAAAAGGAGAUCCUACAACUGACAGCAGAGCACCUUGAUGCACAUUACUGAUCCCAGUCGCCAUCCAAGAAUACUAUAUAUUUAAUCACUGAGGACCUCGUUCUAGAUGACUAACAUGGGCACAUCGUUCCACAUAACUGACACCUCAACGGGUGCUUCCUGAUCCGAGUCUGCAGUACUACUCACACACAAGGAUGUUACCAACACUUUACUGUCAUUAAAGGACCACAUUACAACCAGGUUUCUGUUUGAGGACUAUAAUUAGAGACAUCUUAUCAGAGAGUUAUUACUGACAUAGAAUGCAGCCCCGGACAAUAUCUAUUUCAUUACAGAGGAUCUUCUAGUAAACUCUCCAUAUGUUAUUAAUGUAUCUGUGUCAGGUGGGAAGACCAAGAACCAAUGCAAACAUGUGGUUAUAUUCCAAUUUACUGAAUGUGAAUAUAUUAAACUCCAUCUUCAGCCAGCAAA
Pelobates fuscus (common spadefoot toad) is the source of this 5078-nucleotide messenger RNA. Its product is annotated as transient receptor potential cation channel subfamily M member 2-like. Gene Ontology annotation, cellular component: plasma membrane. The record is from RefSeq and is a predicted model, not a curated record. Gene Ontology annotation, biological process: release of sequestered calcium ion into cytosol. Gene Ontology annotation, molecular function: ligand-gated calcium channel activity. Bases 120 to 4661 code for a protein of 1513 amino acids. NCBI's taxonomy places the organism in Eukaryota, Metazoa, Chordata, Amphibia, Anura, Pelobatidae. The transcript is spliced from 34 exons.